AACACCAUUAUUAUAUAGUAGAUUCACCUAUUAAUAAUGCCUUCAUCAGAAUCUGCAGCUAAGCCACCAAACCAAUCUUCUCUUGACAGAGAAAUCAGGGAGAUGGUAUCUGCCAUCACUAACCGUGUAACUGAUUUCCACAAACCAGGUUCAACCCACCACCACCAUUCUGCCACCCACGACGACGACGACCACGGCGUCAGGAUCAUCACCCUCGCCGGAACCAACGACGGAGCCACCCUCAAAGGCGAGUUGGACGAAAAGUCACCCGGAAAAGCUGCUUCUUCUCAUCAUCAACAUCAUCAUGAUCAUGGUGUUGAAGCAGAGCCACUGAGCACUUAUGUCAACAGCAACUUCCAAGCCAUCAACAACUCUAUGAUGCUUGGCGGUAGCUUCCAUGCAAAUGAUCCUGGUGUGCAUUUGGAUAUCUCAGAUUUCACUGACCCUAUUCCUCAUCAUAAUAAGCAUGGCAAGAAGGGCAAGAAGAAAGAGAAAGAAGGUUCCAAGAGUGACCUUCAUUCUGAUUGAGCCUAUACUUUAACUAUGCUAUUUAUAUUUGAUGGCGUGUCAAACAAUAAAUAUGCAAUUAUCUAUA
This is a messenger RNA of Arachis duranensis, 595 nucleotides long. RefSeq lists its product as uncharacterized. The record is from RefSeq and is a predicted model, not a curated record. Lineage: Eukaryota; Viridiplantae; Streptophyta; Magnoliopsida; Fabales; Fabaceae. The transcript has a single exon. The coding region runs from base 37 to 528 and encodes 163 amino acids.